Messenger RNA from Zea mays, 720 nucleotides. RefSeq lists its product as uncharacterized. The coding region runs from base 67 to 720 and encodes 217 amino acids. The transcript has 4 exons. Lineage: Eukaryota; Viridiplantae; Streptophyta; Magnoliopsida; Poales; Poaceae. The record is from RefSeq and is a predicted model, not a curated record.
AAAAUAUGAUAACACAUCAAUUGCCAGUCGUCGUCCCCACCGCUGGCCGCGCGGAAGCCCGCGAAUAUGUCCCUCGGCGGGACCAGCGGCCCGCGCGUCUGCGCCCGGAUCUGCAAGCUCGCCGGACGCCGCCAGCGGAUGCUCCUCCGCCUCCUCGUCUCCGUCGCCGUGGCAUUCUGCUUCCUCUUCUCAUCACUUGUCAGUAAAGACGAAGAUGCAUCACCUGGUGUUGAGACCAUGCUUGUGUUUUCUGAUCAUGUCCGGAGCUUUGUGAACCCUGUUUGGACAUCGUCAGGCAGACCAGUUGAUAGAAAACGCACUGGACCACGACCUUGUCCAGUUUGUUAUUUGCCAGUUGAGCAAGCACUGGCACUGAGACCAGCUAAACCAUCAUUGUCACCAGUCCUUCAAAGCUUAAAUUAUGUUCUUGAAGAGAUUUUGAUUCCCAAAGAGUCCAAGAGCGGUUCUUUGUUUGGAGGUUUUCCAUCCCUGGAGGAACGAGAUAAGUCUUAUGACAUAAAAGACUCGAUGACUGUACAUUGUGGAUUUGUAAGAGGGAAGGUACCUGGUCUUAAUACUGGGUUUGACAUAGAUGAAGCUGAUCAUUCUGAGAUGCAGCUGUGCCAGAGUACAGUUGUUGCCUCUGCUAUUUUUGGUAACUACAACUUUGGAUUUUUUUUUUCUCGAAUACGCAAGAGAAUUGCGUAUUUUUUAUAUUAA